UGUUAUUCGAAGAAAAGAAAAGAAAAGGAAAGAGUUUGGGGAUAUUGGCGUAGGGUUGUUCUCCCGGUGGAUAUGGCGGCUUGUACGAUAUUCGGAGGAUCAUCUUAUUGUUGUUCUGCUCCUCCGUUGGUUUUCUUCUGCAGGACUCCGACUCCGACUCCUCCACUGAAGAAGAAGCAGACUUCUUCCUUUUCUGCAAACCCUAGAGGUGGCAGAGUGGUUUUGGCUAAAGCAUCCUCCUCCGAUUCGAGCGAGCAAAAGUGGGUGGCGAAAGGGCUGAUUACGGAAUCCCUUCCGAAUGGGAUGUUUUGGGUUCGUUUAGAAAACGGCGACGUGGUUCUGGGCUACAUCUCUGGCAAAAUCCGACGCAAUUCCAUAAGGAUGCUCCCAGGGGACAAAGUUAAAAUUGAAGUUAGUCGAUAUGAUUCUACCAGGGGCCGUAUCGUUUAUAGAAUUGGCAACAGAGAUUCUUCUUCUUCUCCUUCCUAAGUAAGUAAGUAACCCCUUUUCUUUUCUUUUCUUUUCUUUUCAAUGGAUAACAACACAUUUCUCAUUUCUGGCUGGAUGCCAAUUUUGUCAUUGUAAUGCAUCUUCCUUUUUCAAAAGAAACUGUUUGAUGAA
Helianthus annuus (common sunflower) is the source of this 621-nucleotide messenger RNA. Its product is annotated as translation initiation factor IF-1, chloroplastic-like. The coding region runs from base 73 to 489 and encodes 138 amino acids. Lineage: Eukaryota; Viridiplantae; Streptophyta; Magnoliopsida; Asterales; Asteraceae. The transcript has a single exon. Gene Ontology annotation, molecular function: translation initiation factor activity; ribosome binding; RNA binding. The record is from RefSeq and is a predicted model, not a curated record. Gene Ontology annotation, biological process: translational initiation. Gene Ontology annotation, cellular component: cytosol.